Molecule: messenger RNA, 5697 nt
Organism: Corapipo altera (White-ruffed manakin)
Lineage: Eukaryota; Metazoa; Chordata; Aves; Passeriformes; Pipridae
Gene: DNAAF8
Product: chromosome unknown C16orf71 homolog
Exons: 33
Coding region: 1-5577 (1858 amino acids)
Cellular component (GO): dynein axonemal particle
Molecular function (GO): dynein complex binding
Source: RefSeq, a predicted model, not a curated record
AUGGCAGGGGCUGCGCCCAAGGCAGCCGGACACGGCACCGCCAGGGCUCGGCACCGCCGGGCAGUGCCGGGCUCGCUCAACGACGCCCCUGCGGGGGCCCCGGCGCGGCUGCAGCUGUCAAACCGGCCGCCCCACGGCCGUUACCGAACAUCUCCCGGCAAACGGUUCCCAGGCCCGUUAAUCGCGCACCUCCCCCGAGGCCCUGCUGGGAACGCGGUCUCAACCCCGCGCGCCCGGCUCAGCGAGCGGGUCGGAACCGCUGAGGCCCAGCGAGACCGGAGAGCGCCCAGAGACAACCCCGAGGGGUUUCCCCCCCUCAGCACCAGCCCGGCCCCUCCGCCCCCUCACCUGCCCCGGGAAGCUGUUCCAAUGGCCUCGGAAGGGCAGAGUGAGGAUGCAGAACAUCCAGCUGAGCCUCCUGCAGCUCCCGUGCAGAGUGACAGACCAUUCCAGUGGGGAUCCAUACUCGCUGCAGUGAAAGACCAGCUCCCAUCUCUGGACUCCGAGUCCUCCACAUCUGAUUGUGAGAGUGGUGAGGAACUUUUCAUCUUCCAGCGGGAGCUGCCGAACUUAAUUCCUGACCUUUCAGAAGAACUGAUGAUGUUUUCCCUGGAAGACUCCAACGUGCAGGUUCAAAUCCAGGAAACAGAAAGACAACCAUGGGAAAUCUGGAACGGAGACCUGGAAAGUUUUGGCUUUCAGGAAGAAACAGAUGGUACCCAAAUCAUUGCAAAAGAAGAUGUACAAAUGAUUAAAGAUGAGACUUGCAAUCUUGCCAGCCAGACUGAAGAAAUACCAAACCAAAAGGGAGCUGUUCUUGAAGAGUCUCUUGCAGAUUCCACAGAUCACCUUGAAGAGAAAGAACUGGGCAGGAGACAGGCCAGGGAAACAGGGAGCUCUUGGCUUAAUACAGCAUUGUCUGUGGAAGGGCUGUACAGUAAAAAAGAGAGAAAAAAGUUGAUAGAGACAAAGAUACUCUCCAAAACCAUUCUGGAGCCAUCUCCAGCCCACCCAGAGCAGGAUGUCAAACCUCCCUCCUGUGGCAUCAACAACAGUCUAGAAAGAAUUGCAAAGGGAGAGACCUCCUCAGAUGAGCAUCUUGGAGAAGUGACCCAUUUGUCACUGCAGGUCCAUCUUGGUGGCAAAACCAAUGGAUCAGCAGUGUGGCUCCUGGGACCUCAGGAGAGCCAACCACAGCCUCUGUCUCUGGAAGCGCAGGAGACUCUUCUGGUUCCAGGCAGACUUGGCACUAAAACAGGGACCUUUCUGGCCUUCCAGUGUCUGGUCUUUCCUGUAGUGCUGGAGAAUAUUGAGAAAUGGGAUCUAGAUAAGAAUCUUGAGGAGCUGGAGCAGCAGAGAGAUAACACUCAUGCAGAAGUUGCUUUCUUCUCAGCAGAUUGUGAGACCUUCAGGAGGAACUGUGAGCUCCUGAAAGAGCUGGAAGAGCUGUGUGCCAGGCAGUCCAGGACAGUGUCUCCUCUCUGCAGGUGGCUGCCAGCCAAGGCCUACUCCUUUCAAGAAGAGCAGGACAAUAAGGAUGUUGCCUUGCCAUCAUCCUCACUAAGUUCUCUGAGAAAGAACAUAAGAUUACAGAGCCUGCCAGAGCCUGCAACUGUGUACUUGGACUUAAGAGAUGAUGAACCACAGAACUCAGUGACACUCCCUGAAGAAGAACAAAGUUCAAGUGACAGCUCCACCGAAGAAGAAGAAGAAGAGACUGUGACAAUUAAGGAUGAAGCAGAAAGCAGAAUGAGGAAUUGCUCAGGGAAAAGCCUGUUACUGCAACAACUCCGAGCAGCCCGUAAGGAGACCUCAGAGCUUCUUUGUAAAACAUCUACUCCAACUGAAAAACUGGAUCCAGAAAGUCUGGAAGACAGAGGUUCCUCUAGUAUAAGUCAAACCCAAUAUUGUAAAGUGAGACAAGAGACAAAUAAGGUGGUUCCCAGGAAACUAAUGAGAUUGGAACCAGAGAAGAAAAGUCCCCCUUUGUCAAACUGUGGGGACAAUGAAGCUGACAUAGAAAAAGGAAACAAAAUGGAAGCUGAGAAGGUUCAGAAUUCAGGAAAUGCUCCAGAGUGUCCUCUAACUACAACAGAAUUGCCAAGAAUCUCUAUGUUUUUCAGGACACAAGAAAGUGAAAGAGAGCUAUCCCAAAAAGAAGAGCAGAUGAAAGAGAGACAGAGGAGACUCAGAUUCCAGGAGCAGCUGGAGGGAUUGCAGCCUCAGCAGUCAGUGUCUGGGAAGCAGCCCAUGGCAGAGAACACCCCAGUUCUGUUCCACAUGGAAGCCUCUUAUUUGCCAGCUGUUGACACAUUGCCUGGCCCACAGAGUGUGAAGAAUGAGGUGCUGCUGCUGACCAUUAGGCUGACAAGCUGUGGCCAAGUGGCCACAGAUCAGUGUGAUGGGCAGGUGCCUGACAAGGUGCUGGGAGCAGCCAACAUCUACCAGGCCCUCGUGACGUGGCUGCUCUCUCUGGUGCCUCCAUUGAAAAGGAGUAAUGGCCCCAAAGCUCCGUUUGAGGUGGUGGGGCUGCAGCAGGCCUGGAGGGAGGAAGGCUUGGCCCUCUGUGCUGGUCUGAUCCCAGCAGAUGAGUCUUCAGCCCAGAGCUGCCCCAAGACCCACGAGACACAAAACACAGAAGAUCUACGAGGACCAUCUGUAUUUUACCAGAAGAUUUCUGCAUUUCUUGCCUCUACAUGGCUUCCAGAUGUUAUUUGGUGGAGGGCAGAACUGGCCAGUUGCUUCCAAAACCAGCUGUGUCCACUUCUUCAUGAUAUUCCCUCUGUCCUGCUCAGUAACGUUGUUGCUGUUAAUCCCGACCCUCAGGCAGCAGAGAAGGUGUUUGUGGUGCCAAAUGGAUUUUACUGGCAGACAGUUGAAAGUGGUGACAAAUACUUCCCUGACAGCAGUGCCAUGGAGGCCUGCAGAGAUACAGACACUGAGGUUGCCAUGGUGCUGCUGUUUGAGAGGCUCCUCCAAAGUCCCCUGGCUGCCCAUCACCUGCUGCAGCUGCUGCUCAGCUCUGGCCUGGAUGUCUGUGGCCUCCGCCUGCUCUAUCCCCAGCAGGAUGUGCUGCUCUCCAGCUCAGAAAAGCUGCCUUCUGCCUAUACCUCAGAGCUUGGCAACGUGCCACCAGUGCUGGCACUGUGUGUGAGAGGGCCUAAAGCACGUGGCACCUUGCAGGACAUCGUGGGGCCAUCUGACCCAUGGCUGGCCAGAGUGACAGACUGUGGUUCCAUCAAUGCCAUCUACGGCGAGAGCCAAGAGGAGCCUCUCAUGUACCUGCCCUGCCUGGACAGCCACAUGCACAGGGAGCUGUGCCUCUGGUUUGGAGGAAGGGCUGCUGGGAUCCUGCACCUGCCUUCCAGCUCUCAGGGUCCUUCAUCAACUGGGACAGAAGCAGAUGAAGAAAAGAUUGAUCUCCAGAGCAUGAUGCUGCCUCGACAUCCAGCCAUGCUUGUCUCAACUACCAAAGGGGACAUCAUUUUGAUGGUGUCGCCUGUGGUGUCUCCUUGUGCCUAUGGAAGGGUGAUGUCUGUCUGUGCUCGUCGGGGGUUUGUCCUGCAAGGCCUCAGGCAGCUGCAGCUCUCACCUCAGCAAGGCCUUGUGCUGAGCAUGACAACAAGGCAGAUUGCUGUAUUUUGCCCUGGAAAGAGUUCAAGCUCACCUUAUAGUCCUGCAAGGGGAAAACUCCCAGCUGAACCACGGGGGCACUGCCUCGUUUUGUUGCUGAGGAAGGAGAAUGCAAGUCAUCACAUUCCUGCCCUGGUGAAAGGGCUGAUGGAUGAGCUGGCAAAGCCAGGCCUUGGCAGUGGGCAGAGCAGCCCCCCUGUGACUAUUGGCCUGGAUGCCUCUGUCUGCUUCCACGUGGCUCCGUACGCCGAGACCUCGCUGCAGGCCCUGGGAGGAAACCUCAGUGCAGUUCCAGAGCCCCACAACAUUCCUCUGGAUUUUUUCUGCCACCGAACGUGCGCUGCUGAUCCUGGGAUGGAGCAAGUUGUGACGCUGACAGUGGUUGGAAUGGAGGCCAUGAAAAGUGCUGGAGAGCUCCUUCACCAGAUCCUGUUUCCUGAGCUUAACAACCAGCCUCGGAGUGCAGAAGAGCCUGGGUCAGGAUUUGAGCUCCUAGGCCUGAAGUGGUUGCCCCACCUCACUCGAUGGCAGGCCAGAGAAAUAACCCCCUUUGAGGCUGGAGAUACUCAGUGGCAGAGGAGCCUGGAUACACUGAUGUCCAGCCCCGUCCUCGUGUGUGCGUUCCGGGGGAUCGAUGCCUACGAAACUCUUGCAGGUGUCUUGGAGGGAUUAACACAGUGUAGGGAGAAGCUCACCACGAGUGGAAGUCUCCCACAGGCAGUAAUGGCCUUGACUCCAGAGGUGACAUUCAGACAAGCCAUCCUCUUCUUCACAGAGGCUGAUUUUGUAACCGAUGCAGAACACCGCCCUGCCAUGAAAUACCUGCCACCACCUGGCAGGAGGUCCAGGGCUGAAGUGGGUGAGAGCUGGAGAGGCCGUGCAGAGUCCCUGUUUGCCUACCUGCACACAGGAGCCCAGGUCCUCUGCACGGUGCUGCUCAUCAAACCCAGGGUCUGGAGCCAGAAUCUUGCAAGGAUCCUCAGAAACCUAGACCUGGAAAAAUUCACCCUGGUUGGAAUGAAACACGUAGACCUGGAACCAGCCACUGCUCUGGGACUCCUUCCUUCUGAAGUGAAACAGGAUCCUGCUGCUUUAGAAGCUCACUGUACCUACCUCACCUCAGGCACUGCUCUCGUGCUGUGUCUGCAGAGGCCAAAUGCUGUGAAGAAGCUGGUGGAUCUCCUGGGGCCAGAGGAUCCUAAACUAGCCCAAGCAGUAGAUCCCUGCCUCUGGAGGGCUCAGUAUGGCACCAGCACAGUCCACAAUGGAUUUUAUGGCUCCAAAUCCUAUCAAAUGGCUGUCCGGGAUAUGAAGCUGUUUUUCCCAGAAGGGCUGUGCUGUGCCAAGUGUCAGACACUGGAGGAAGAAGAGAUUUAUAACCUGAAACGUGACCCCAUAUUCAGUCUGGAAGUCAGCAAGGAGCACAAGAUCCUAAACUGGGAGCCAGGAAGAAAACCCAGUGUUCUGGGCUCUGAGCAGCUAUGCAGUCCUGGUCAGCCAUUGCUGGAUACCCGCUGCCAAACCACUUGCCUUGUGUUGCCUGGGAUAAUCCUGCGGGGUUCAGAGCCCCCACCUUAUGUGGACCUGCUGGAUGAGCUUCUUGGCAGAGGUUUCGUGGUGACCGGAGCUCGUCUCACCGUGCUGGACAUGCCACAGGCUCUCUGCAUCUCCAGGACACUCAGCAGGGCCAAGGGCAGUGUGGCAGCAAAGUGUUCCCUCCUGAAGGAUGGUCUGUGCCUGGUGCUGGCAGCACAGCGGGACAGUGCUGUCACCUGCCUCUGCUCCCUGCUGGACAGUGCCUGCUGGCAGAAGCAGUCCAUCCUGAACACUGCAGAGCAUCUCCUUUAUCCCCAGAAUGAGAAUCAGGCCCAGGAGCUGCUCUGUGGCCUUUUUGACUCACUGACAUCAGAGAGCAUCCACCGGAUUGAAUCCCAGAAUUCUUAGCCAAGGCAGUCAAGGCCUCCAAACGGCCUUGGAUGCCACUGUGGAGAUGGACACAUGGGGACUCCCAACUCUCAGAACACUAAUAUUUGUUUGGGAUUAAAAUGCAAAGUCUGAAGUGUG